Molecule: messenger RNA, 1344 nt
Organism: Epithele typhae
Lineage: Eukaryota; Fungi; Basidiomycota; Agaricomycetes; Polyporales; Epitheliaceae
Exons: 2
Coding region: 1-1344 (447 amino acids)
Biological process (GO): anatomical structure morphogenesis; regulation of transcription by RNA polymerase II; cell differentiation
Molecular function (GO): RNA polymerase II cis-regulatory region sequence-specific DNA binding; DNA-binding transcription factor activity, RNA polymerase II-specific
Source: RefSeq, a predicted model, not a curated record
AUGUCUCACUCGUCGAGGGUUGCAUCUUUCGCUUCUGUUCAUCAAGGCACCUACGAGGCCAGCCUGGAUAUUGCCAAUCCUCGUCAUCCUACAUACCAACAGCCAGAACUCUUUAAUGUCACGCCAUUUCCCGGGAGCGCCAUCAUGCCCGACGUGCAGUUUGACCCUCAAGUUGCUUCUCACGCUGCGGACGCCGACCUACGCUCUCUCGAACGCGAGGGCCUCGACUGUCCUGCAAACUGCAGUACUGUGUACAAUUCUGAGCAGGAGCUGCGACAUGCCCUUGGGCUCAAUUAUGACGAACCGAUCAGCCUCAGUCUUCUCUCGCCAACGUGGCCCGACACCUACACCUUGCCACUGUUGGCGCAGCUCGCUAUCCUGGGGUCACCCGGAAGAAGGUUGACUGUACGAGAACUUUAUGAUGCCCUCACGUCUUUCCGGGAAAAGGGAGAUGAUAAAUGGCGGCGCAGUCUACGUCAUGCCUUGUCGCUGCACUCCAUUUUCCAGAACGUCCGGAGGCCCCCCACGGCGCAAGGCAGAGGUGGGUACUGGACCGUGGACUACUCUCGUGCCCAUGAGAAGAAGCAAAGAAAGCGCCGUGCGAAAGGUUCCCAGAAGGCCCCGGCUCAAGAAGAACUACCGUCCGCCAGUCGUAUAAAUGAGCUUUCUGCCUCGCUAGAAGACAACGGACGCCGGGUCGGCGAAGACGGACCCCGCUCGUAUAAGACUCGUCGUCACUCUCGUCUGGAUGUCCCGCCGUACAUCGCCCAUAAAUCUCGUCAAGUUCAUUCGAGCCGCCGCGCGCCCGACCCUCGUACAGCACAACCCCCUACACCUCGUCAGCGCCAAGCACAUCGAAGAUAUCGUUCACCCGCCGAGGAGACAUUCGCUGCCCUGAUGGAAAGUGGCCGUCUGCUGCAAAUGCCAGCUUCAUCGUCGCCACUCGCGGCCCCCCAACCUCUCCGCCCGUCUGCGCCUUGGUCUCACAUUGGCAGGCACCAUGACUAUGCAGCCGGAGAGCUGGAUCAGGGCACUUUGUCGCAGGAGGCUUUCCGUGUGCCCGAUGCGUCGCAGUACCAAUACCAACAGCACUAUUACCCACCGAUGCCACGGCUUCAGGGUUACGACGAAGCUCAUCAUGACCAACACGCCGCCUACAACCAGCACCACGAACAGCACGAGUCUCGAUCGGAGCAGCAAUCCCACUCGGACGCGGAUGCGGGCGCAGGUCGUACGUACCGCAACGGACAAAGUUCAUCAGCUCGUGCCCCGGGUCAGGUAGAUGAACGGUCGGGGUCCCACCCGGAGUUCGUGCAGGGGUCGUCACGCAGAACAUGGCACUGA